CAUUUGGUCUACCGGUUCCGACGAGUGAGCCCGCAUAUUCGACAUCUCUCUUAAAGGGUUGUUGCCUGUGUAAUCUAGCGAUUUUUGGUACUUUUAUAUUUACCCAUUUGGGAUAUCAAAUUAGAAUAGCGAUAUAAAAAUGCGUGAAAUUGUUCAUAUCCAAGUUGGCCAGUGUGGAAAUCAAAUAGGAUCUAAGUUCUGGGAAGUAGUUUCAGACGAGCAUGGAAUUGAUCCAACAGGAACGUACCAUGGGGACUCAGAUCUCCAGCUUGAACGAAUUAAUGUAUAUUACAGUGAAGGCACAGGCGGCAAGUACGUACCAAGAGCAGUUCUUGUGGAUCUUGAACCAGGAACCAUGGACUCAGUUCGCUCCGGUCCUUUAGGUGGCAAUUUCAAACCAGACAACUUUGUGUUCGGCAGAAGUGGUGCCGGAAAUAACUGGGCCAAAGGGCACUACACCGAAGGCGCUGAGCUGGUGGAGAACGUCAUCGAAGUUGUUAGGAAAGAAACCGAAAACUGCGACUGUAUUCAAGGCUUCCAGUUGACACACUCUCUAGGUGGUGGAACUGGAUCUGGAAUGGGAACACUUCUAACCAAUAAGAUUCGAGAAGAAUACCCCGAUAGAAUCAUGAGCACCUUUAGUGUCGUUCCUUCACCGAAAGUGUCUAAUACUGUAGUGGAGCCGUACAAUGCCACGCUCUCUGUCCACCAACUUCUAGAAAACACCGACCAAACAUAUUGCAUUGAUAACGAGGCUCUUUAUGACAUCUGUUUCCGUACCUUGAAGCUAGCAACACCUACCUAUGGAGACCUGAAUCAUCUUGUGUCGGCCACCAUGAGCGGUGUAACGACAUGCUUGCGAUUCCCAGGUCAACUUAAUGCUGAUCUUCGAAAGUUAGCAGUCAAUAUGGUACCAUUCCCACGUCUGCAUUUUUUCAUGCCAGGCUUUGCACCUUUGACUAGUCGUGGCAGUCAGCAGUACCGUGCGCUGACAGUUGCAGAGCUAACACAGCAAAUGUUUGACUCUAAAAACAUGAUGGCAGCAUGCGACCCCAGACAUGGUAGAUAUCUGACAGCUGCUGCUAUCUUCCGAGGACGCAUGUCUAUGAAAGAGGUUGACGAGCAAGUUAUGAACAUUCAGAAUCGAAACUCUAGUUAUUUCGUUGAAUGGAUCCCCAAUAACGUCAAGACGGCUGCCUGUGACAUAGCACCAAGAGGUCUUAAGAUGUCAGUUACGUUUAUCGGUAACAACACCGCUAUCCAAGAGUUAUUCAAGAGAAUUUCUGAGCAAUUCACCGCGAUGUUCCGUCGUAAGGCGUUCCUUCAUUGGUAUACAGGAGAGGGCAUGGAUGAGAUGGAGUUUACAGAAGCUGAGAGUAACAUGAACGAUCUUGUUUCUGAACUACAACAGUACCAGGACGCCCUGAUCGAUGAUGUCGCAGAACCUUUUGAGGAAGAGGAUGCGGGCGAGGAAGAUUAUUAGAACUCUAAAUGUUACAUAAUGCCACAUGCUUAGAUAAGCGUUCUUAGGAUACACUGAUAUAGCAAAUAUUUUGUGGUUUAUUGGAAACAAUGUAAUUUAUUAGAACAAACACAAAAAGAUGUAGCCCUAAUUCCGUUCUUGAUUUUUAAAAAUUUUAUCCUAUUAUAGUAUUGGGAGUAGGAGGAAUAAUACGAAUUCAAUCAACUCAAUUUUACUAGUAAUCUUCUAUUAGAAUUAGUUUUUUUUUCACAUAAUAAUGAAUGAAUAAUUCUAUGUUCACCUUCUCAGAACACCUUUUAAUUUUAUGACCGCAACACGAAAACUAAAACAUUGAAAUGACAAUAAUACAUAGUCCAGUAUAUGUGGUAAUGAAAUUAUUAUAAUUUUAAAACACCAUAAGCCAAUCAAGGUCAUAUUUAAGUGGCCGACGGCUGACCACGUGCACCUGUUACUUUGGUGAUAUAUUAUUGUUUACAUUGUAUAGUCAGCACACUGAUUAUUGUUAUUUAGCAUUGAUAUUACGGAUAAAAAUAAUGAUAUGGCAUGAUCUACCGGCAUAAUAAAUUCUGUAUUGUUCCAUUUU
Molecule: messenger RNA, 2066 nt
Organism: Anneissia japonica
Lineage: Eukaryota; Metazoa; Echinodermata; Crinoidea; Comatulida; Comatulidae
Product: tubulin beta chain-like
Exons: 2
Coding region: 140-1483 (447 amino acids)
Biological process (GO): mitotic cell cycle; microtubule cytoskeleton organization
Cellular component (GO): microtubule; cytoplasm
Molecular function (GO): structural constituent of cytoskeleton; GTP binding; GTPase activity
Source: RefSeq, a predicted model, not a curated record